AUGGUGCUCUCGGCUACCCUGCUCCUCCUUCUCCUCCUCCUCCUAGGUCUCUGGCUUCUCUGGAGACAACCUACCUCCAGGGGCCGUCUUCCUCCUGGACCUCGACCUCUCCCCUUCCUGGGGAACAUUUUGCAAAUAGAUCCCAAAGGCUUUCUCAAGUCCUUCCUGGCGCUACGAGACAAAUAUGGUGAUGUCUUUACAAUCUAUCUGGGACCCCAACCUGCUGUUGUCUUAUGUGGAUAUAAAGCAGUGAAAGAGGCCCUGGUGGAUCAGGCAGAGGCAUUCUCUGGCCGAGGACCUGUUGCCAUAGUUGACCCCAUCUUCCAGGGAACUGGUAUGCUCUUUUCCAAUGGAAAGUGUUGGAAGGUCCUUCGACGAUUCUCUCUGGCCACCAUGAAGGACUUUGGGAUGGGAAAGCGAAGUAUUGAGGAACGAAUCAAAGAAGAAGCUCAAUGUCUGGUGGAUGAACUGAGGAAAUCCCAAGGGACCUACUUGGAUCCAACCUCCCUUUUUCAUUCCAUCUCGGCCAACAUCAUCUGCUCAAUUGUUUUUGGUGAACGCUUUCCUUACCAUGAUGUCCAAUUCUUACAACUACUACAUUUACUUAAUGAAAUUUUCACCAUUGUCAGCUCUUUCUACAGCCAGGUUUUUGAACUCCUCUCUGGUAUCUUGAAACACUUUCCUGGCACCCACAUACACUUAUACAGUAAAGUUCAAAAAGUAAAAGAUUUUAUCAUUAAGAACGUUGAGAUGCACCGGAAAACGCUGGAUGCCAGUUCCCCAAGGGACUUCAUUGACUCUUUUCUGCUACAAAUGGACAAGGAGCGCUCUGACCCCCAGAGUGAGUUCCACGAAAAGAACCUUAUCCACACUGUUCUGUCUCUGUUCUUCGCGGGCUCAGAGAGCACCAGCACCACUCUACGCUACGCACUGCUGCUCCUUCUGAAGAACCCUGAUGUCACAAAGAAGGUUCAAGCAGAGAUAGACAGAGUGAUUGGCCCACACCGUCUUCCAGCUCUUGAAGACCGGGCAAAAAUGCCCUAUACAGAUGCUGUUAUCCAUGAGAUUCAGAGAUUCAGUGACCUCGCCCCAAUUGGUCUCCCCCACUGUGUUAUCAAGGAUACUCGCUUCUGGGGAUAUCAUAUACCCAAGGACACUGCUGUGUACAUCAUCAUGAGUUCUGUCCUCCAUGACCCUCUGCACUUUGAGAAGCCAGAUGACUUCUACCCUGGUCAUUUCCUGGAUGCAGAGGGCAACUUCAAGAAACAGGAAGCUUUCAUUCCAUUCUCCAUGGGAAAACGCAUCUGUAUAGGUGAGAGCUUGGCCCGUGCAGAACUCUUCCUCUUCUUCACGUCAAUACUGCAAAAUUUUUCCUUGGGCUCCUCCAAGGCCCCCGAAGACAUUGACCUCACACCCCGGGAGAAUGGGCUGGGGAAGUUGCCCCCUCAGUACCAGCUCUGCUUCCUGCCCCGCCAAGGAGAGUGA
Suncus etruscus (white-toothed pygmy shrew) is the source of this 1485-nucleotide messenger RNA. RefSeq names its product cytochrome P450 2B4-like. Gene Ontology annotation, biological process: xenobiotic metabolic process. The transcript is spliced from 9 exons. Bases 1 to 1485 code for a protein of 494 amino acids. Lineage: Eukaryota; Metazoa; Chordata; Mammalia; Eulipotyphla; Soricidae. Gene Ontology annotation, molecular function: iron ion binding; oxidoreductase activity, acting on paired donors, with incorporation or reduction of molecular oxygen, reduced flavin or flavoprotein as one donor, and incorporation of one atom of oxygen; heme binding. Gene Ontology annotation, cellular component: intracellular membrane-bounded organelle; cytoplasm. The record is from RefSeq and is a predicted model, not a curated record.